This is a messenger RNA of Lucilia sericata (common green bottle fly), 5219 nucleotides long. RefSeq lists its product as uncharacterized. The transcript is spliced from 6 exons. The record is from RefSeq and is a predicted model, not a curated record. NCBI's taxonomy places the organism in Eukaryota, Metazoa, Arthropoda, Insecta, Diptera, Calliphoridae. Gene Ontology annotation, molecular function: chitin binding. The coding region runs from base 666 to 4385 and encodes 1239 amino acids. Gene Ontology annotation, cellular component: extracellular region.
GAUGUUUUUGCCAAAUGAUACAUUCAAACGCGAAUAACGAACGUGUACGGACGUCUUUCAGAAAUAAACACCCAAAACACACACAUUUCUACUCUCGGGAAAUCUAUUUCUAAAAAUAAAUAAUAUAUAUUUUUGUUAUAAAAUCCUCAAAAGUAUAUAGAAAAACAAAUAGAAACGAGAGUAGUUACAACGAAGUAAUAAAGUGCAAACAUUUUUGUUUCUUUAUUAAGAAAUAAAAAAAAAAAAACUAAGAAACAAAAAUUUAUAAGAAAAAUAUUUCAAAACGUUCACUACAUGAACCUCAAAAAAAAAAGAAUACAAAAAGUAAUAAUAAUCUAAAGUAACAGAAAUUUUUGAAAAAAAAUCAACCUAAAAGAAAUAUAAAAUCACGAAAUUUAGUUUUUUCCCUUCUUUUUUUAUUUAUUAUUCUCAAACAAAACUAUAAUAUAAAAUUUUUGAAAAAAGCAACAAAUAAAAAAGUAUUUUGAACACAAAACUUUAACUACAAAUCAUCAUCAGAGCUCCAUCGUCAUCAUAAUAAUUAUCAACAACAACAACUGCUCUACUCAGCAUCAUAAAAAUUCAACUAGAAGACAUCUAAACUCAAGUACUUGAAGUUAUAAAAAAAGAUCAAAAUAUUUGUAUUUGUAUAAUAUUUGGGCAAUAUGCGGCUUUAUAAUAGUAUUUUUAAACACAAUAUGUUAGCGACACGAAAUUUUAAAGGAAAAUUAUUUUUAAGUGCUUUUGUUUUCAUGGUUUUGCUAAAUUUCACACUUGCCGAUUCACGGACCCAUAUACCCGCACGUAUAUUGGCCAAACAAACCGGUGCUACACAAUUCGAAGAGGAACAAUAUGAAACCCAUGCUGAUUGCAGUGAUCACAAGCAUCAUUUAAAGAAGAGAGCUUCCGAUGAAGAUGUCGACUAUGAGGUCUAUCAGGGUGUGGUGGGAAGACCGGGUAUUGAUUUUCCCAUAUAUCCACGUAUACCCAAGACAUCGUUCAGUUGCAGAUCUUAUGGCAAUGGCUAUUUUGCCGAUAUGGAAACUGAUUGUCAAGUCUUCCAUAUCUGUGAGGAGGGACGUAAAAUAUCAUUCCUUUGCCCCAAUGGUACUAUUUUCCAACAGAGUGAAUUAACCUGUGAUUGGUGGUUUAAAGUAAAUUGUUUGGGUUCUUCUGGUUUCUAUGCUGACAGCACUGAAUUGUUGAACAAACAAAAGGUACAACGUUUGAAACCCUCCAUACCGGUACAGGGAUUCAAUAUUGUAGGAGGUGGUUUGAAUAUUAAGCCAAGAACACCGGCUAAAGGUUCUUCCCGUUCUAGAGUUAGUAACAUUAAUGCCAAUGGUAAUGGUAACAAUAAAUCUGAUAGACGCAUUGAUUCGGAUGAAGCACCUUCAUUGGAGAGUGUAGAUUUUGAUGAUUUAUCAGCUGAGAAACAAAGAGGUGCAUCAGCUAAGCCUGAAAUUUCUAAUAUUGAUAAUAAUGACAAUGAAAAUGAAUCUCAAGUGGUGGCGGAAUCGGCCUCCUUUGUCAGCAAUCGUAAUCGCAAUAAUUAUAAUUAUGAUAAAGUUAAAUUGGAUAAUGCACCCAAAACUAGUGGUUCUGUUAAAACAGAUAGUGGUCGUAGAGGUAAUGGCGAUCGUGGUUCCCAAAGACAUGGUUACGGCGAACUUAAUGCGGAUACCACAGAGAGAGGACGCAAUGGCCAUAGAGGACAACAACGUUAUCGCGAUGAAAAGAAAUCUGAAUCAUAUGAUCGCAAUGAGAAGAUAAAACCUGCAAAGAAGGACAGACUUGUGGUGGAUAAUAGCAAUGAUAAGUAUAAUAACCCCACAGCCACAUAUAAUUCAGGUACAUAUACCACCGCUAGAAGAUUUGAAUCUACUAGAACUACACCAUUCUAUACACCCACCGUACCUUCUGUUAGCAAAUCGAAAACUACUGAAGGCAAAACUUUCUAUGUUAAGGGAGCCACCGCUACCACACCCACUCCCCAUCGCUUCAAUGUGAAUAACAAUGGUGCCGGCAUAUUUUUGGAAUCUACAGGUAGUGCCAAAACCACAGCCAAUCCAGUGGAAUUUGAAAUUACUGCACCCACUACUCUAAGACCCAUUAUUAUAGGUAUGCGUCAUUAUUUCGAUAAAGACUUUUCAGCCGAAGUUUUACCUAGAAAAACAAAUUACAAAUACGAUUCCGAGGACUUUUUGCCAACCACUACACCGGCCACCACUGGACCAACUUAUUUGCCUAAAUCAAAGUCAGCUCCUAAAAUUUCGCAAGAUGCUGCUGGUGACUCUUUCCUAUUCGCCCCCAUAAGUGUGCCACAAGAAGAGAUUUCGCGCAAUGUCAAUGAUAUGUUGAAGACCAUUAAUGUUUUGAAACAUAAUUUCGAUGAUGUAGAGCUGAUUAAAGUAAAUGGUAAAAAUCGUUUAGGUUUGGAUAUACCACCAUCAUCUGGACCAGAUGCUUUGAUUUCUUUAGCUCAAUACUUUGCCACAGAGCAGCACAAUGAUAAUACAUCGAAAAACUUGAACUCAUUGGAAGAUAAUGCCGGUAAAAAGACUGGACAAAAGAGUAGCAGCAGUGGAAAUAAUAACAAAAACGGAAGUGGUAGUGAAAAUGUCAAGACAAGUGGUAGCGCUAAUGAUAUUGCUAACAGAAAUGGUAAACCUUCGAAUACUUUAGCUCCCAAGGAAAAACUUUCCGAUACCACUGCCACCCUAACGACCGAAGCCACACCUGUUUUGGCUAUAAACAGCGAUGAUAUUCAUACCAGUUUAUUGAGCAAUGGUACCGUUAACAAAUACAAUAACUUGUUUGGCUUAAAUUCCUCCGAUAACUCAAAUGUUGAUCCUUCUCAGGGUUUGGCUGACACCAAUGCUCCUAAAACCAAGGAAGUUAUUACACCCUUCCCCCAAAUUGGCACUACAGAUGAAACUAUAAGAGCUUUGUCCGAAAAGCCAGAAUCACGCAAAAUAGCUCAAGUAUUCUCAAGUGCUUUGACCAACUAUCUCAAUGACCCCGAAAAAUUCCGUGAAAGUCUUGCUGCUGUAAGGCCCACUGAUCCUACAGUUGAUAAAAAUUCCAAAUUUGUUACUGUAACCGACCCUACACUUUUCAACCAAGGAACGGCUGCUACCUACUUGCCAACCACACCCACCCAGGCACCCAAUGGAGCUGAUUCUACUACACAAACUAAUAUUGCCUCUGUGGUAAAUACAAAUCUUAUAACAUCCACCUUUACACCAGAUUCGGCCAGUACUACUGAAGAUUUCGAUUCUACCACCUUCAAAAGUUCUUCAGAACAAAAGUCUAGUUUAGAGCUGUCGGCCGAAUUAGAACCUCCCACCCCCGAUUCAGGUGAAGGAGAGGAAUUCUUACAGAGAGAACAGACACAAUCCUUUGUGAAACCCAGAAAUGAACUAGUGAAAAACAAGGAUAAAUCUGGCAAGGUAACCACAGUUAAACCUUGGUCUUUCAUCGAGGAAGAUGAUGUCUUAGAUCCACUUAAGAUUAACGACGGUUUAAUGAAAUCAAAGACCACAACAUUGAGUCCUUAUGCCUAUGUAUCCAAAGAUGAAACCACUGUAUUACCCAGAUCUCGACACAGCAGUAAUAUCGAAGUUUUAUCCAGUAAUGGUCAAAGAAGCAAAUUACAACAUGGCAAUUCCGAAGUUUUAGAACCCAAACACAACUCCCGAUUACGCUCUGAAACAAGCACUUCUACAGAUCCCUGGCAAGACAUUUUCGAUUCCUAUGAUUUGCCCAAAGAAUCUUUACCCUCCAAUACCGGUCUACAGCGUAUUGCCAAUAAAUUAUUUGGUGGCCUCAAUGAAAAUGAAGCCUACCACUUGAGAAAUGUAAUGGCCGAAGCAGAACACAACCGCCAAGUAUUGCGUCUAUUAUUGCUGCUCAUACAAACCUGUGACGAUCAAAAUGGCAGAGCCUUGGAAAGAUCUCGCAAGCAUUUGAUUAAUGCCCUCAUCAAUAUGGAUGGUAAAAUUAAGGAUGAAACCGGUCAUGGUAAAACAUCUCACCACAAAGACAAAACUUUGACCACGACUGAGCAGUUGCCGGUUACCACCUAUAGGAAAACUGGCAGUGGCGAAGAGUUUACAACAACCACAUUAAAUUAUCCCUCCACCACCACAGAUUUACCCACCACUACCAUAACUGGCUCAACCACCGAUGGCAGCAGUAACUCUAGCGGGGAAUCUACAACAACACCGAAAUUCGUUAUAAAAGUAGAGGACAAUGAAAAGGAAGCUUCCUCUUCGACACUCUCCGCCGUAGCAGUAGACACUGAGGGUAAUUCAGAUAGGAGAGCUUUGGAAUUAUUAAAGUCAUUAUAUUCAUUAGCUUCCAAAUUUACAAGUAGACGGUAAAAGCUUAGACUAAAACUUUUCAUUGCAACAGUGUUGUCAGUAAACAAAAACAACAGAAAACAAAAAGCUAUUUUGUCAAAGAAAAAGCUUUUUUUCACACAUCAACGAUUCCUAACACUAUUCACAGUGUUGCUAGUUACACACAACUUUAAGCUUAAGCGAAAAAGCUACUUACGUAAGCUUUCUGCUCAACACUAUUCCUAGUAAUAACUUUAAAACCAGUGUUGCCACAUUAAGACAAAACUUUUUGAAAAAAAAAAAAACAAAACAGCGAGCUUAGUUUAAUUUUAAAAAGUAUUUUGCUUUUUUUAAGAAUAAAACACAAAAAUUUAGUCAAAAUUUUCUUUAAAUAUUCCGAAAAAAAUAUACUUUUUUACAAAAAACAAAAAAUAGUCUGUAAGAAACUUCUAAUACUCUUCUGUCUGUAUUUAAACUGAUUUCAUUAUUACUGUUUGAAAUUAUUUGAAAUUUUAGACUUAACUUUUAAUUAUAAUUUAAAUUUUUUAUUUUUUUUAAUAAUUUUAAGUUUUCUUUUUCGUAAUUAUUAAGUUUUACAAAACUGUCUUUUUUACUGUACAUAAAUUUUAAAAAAUGUAUCAAAAUUUGUGUUGAAUUUUCAAUUAUCGUCCCAAAUAAGCGAUAAAAGUAUUAAAUAGUAAAACAAAUUACACAAAUUAAAUAAUAAAAUACUCAUUUUACAUGAACUUCUUUAGAGAAGGGGAAACCUUUUACCCUUAUUUACUUUUUGUUUCUUUUUUUAUAAUUAUCUACACUUAUAACUAUUUCUACAAAAUUGUUCUAAACUUUUUUUGUAAAUAUUUAUUAAUAUUAUUG